AUGUUCCGCAAUCUCCCCACCUUCAAGUCGCUCCCGCAGGCGAUCGGGCUCCCAUUCCUCUCGUCGUCCGAGGACGCGCAACUGGCAUUCAAGGCCGGCGACAAUGGCUUGAAGCGCCUGUCGCAAGUCGACGUCAUUCCCCUUUCGGAAGCAAGCUACUGGUCGCAGUACUGGAGCGUGUUCAACUCGGCGGCCGACGUUUACUCGCUCCUCAGCGUGCAGGACGUGAGGCAGGCUCUUCGCUCGAACCCGGACAACGUGGCCAACCUGAUCCAAGCACUCGCGCACCACCUCUUCACCCUCCUCCCGUCGCCCGAGUUCCCAUCCUCGACGCCACCAGAGACCGGUGGCCUCAGCUCGACUGCGCAAGCGCUCAACUGCCUGCGAGUACUAGGGCGCGUGCUUGUGGUUGUGUAUGAGGGCGAGGCAGAAGGCACCGGCAAAGCGUGGGCCGACAAGCACCUGUGGAGCCGCGGACGCGCGCCUCUGCGUAGCGCCGUCCGCGGCGUCGACGAGGGCACACAGUUCUCGCUCGGCGACGACGAUGACGACGACGAGGAGGUCGUGAAGAAGGAGGAAGCGCCGACCUUCACGGCCGCCCUCGACGAAAACGAGCUGGAACACCCCCUCGCGCGAUCCUCGACGAACGGUCAUGACGUCGCACCAGAGGAGGAGGGCGAGGAGCUCCCGUCCCUCGCGGACCGAUUGUUCUCGUGCGUCAUUGACAUGCUGUUCUGUGCUGGAUUCACGGUGCCAGACUCAGUGCGAGGCGAAGACGGGCAGGGCGACAAGAUCAACUACGUCAUCUGGGAGAAGGGCGUAGGCUCGACUGUCAGCAUUGGGAGCACGUCCGAGCUUGACCGGAACAAGGUCGAGGUGCUUCGCUUCCUUGUGAUCCUUCUCUCGCAGACGGUGUACACGUCCCCGACUGCGCUCGCGACGGCCACCAACGAACCGCUGGAGCACUUGACGCACGCGCUUGAGCGGCGCCUCGUCCUGUCGCUGCUCUGUUCGCUCCUCAACACGUCGCUUACUCUCAAGGCCGGCGGCGUGCCAUACAACCACCUCGUGUUUCGGGCCGCCGAGGAGCGACACACCAUGGUCCGCAUGUGUCUCAUGACUCUGCUUGUCGCCCUCGACUACCGCUCGUUCGACAACAUCGUACAGACGCCGGGCACUCCAGGCGGACCGGCAGCCGAGAAGGACGACAACGCGUUCCGCUUCUUCAUCUCCAAGUUGCACCGCAAGGACGACUUUGCGUUUGUGCUUGGCGGCAUCAUCGGCAUCCUCGAAGAGCACAUGGCGCAUACCAACAACUACCUUCCAGGCAGCAAGAAGCCGGUGCCGUACCUGCCUGAGGCUUUCAUGCUCCUGUGGCGCCUCGUCGACCUUAACAAGCGGUUCCGCGCGUACGUGUUCGAAAGCGGCAAGGCGAUCGAUAUCAUUGGCUACAUCCUCAUCUGCUGCCUCGAAUUUAAGAACGACCCCGCUCAGCACGGCAUGCUUCGCCUCCUCGCGUACCUGUUGCAGACGCUGUCGGCUGACCAGGGAUUCGCGACUGCCAUCAAUCAGCCGCUCCGGCAACCCGUCCCGGCCAAGUGGGCUGUACAGGGCAACGCUUCCGACUUCAUGAUUGUGUCGAUAUACAGCAUUGCGACGACGCCAGGGCUCAACACACUCUUCCCGGCACUGACUAUCUCAAUCACGAACGCGGCGCCACACCUGCGCAACAUUGGCGUGCAGGCGUCGACGCGCCUCAUGCAGCUGUUCAAGGCGUUCUCGGCGCCCAACUUCCUCCUUGCAGGCGACAGCCACCCACGCCUCGUGUACUACUUGCUCGAGACGUUCAACGCGGUCAUCUACCACCAGCUGAACGAGAACCCGAAUCUCAUGUACGCGAUCCUGGUGGCGCACGCCGACUUCCAGCGUCUCGCGACUUUCACGUUGCUCUCGGGACUGCGCGAGAUUCAGCGCAAGAAGGCGCUGCGUGCCAAGGAAGAGGAACGCAACACCCCGCCACCGCGCGGUCUUGUGCGCACUGACUCGGAGCUGGCGAUGCUCGCGGAGAAGGCGGCACUCCUGGGUCGCGAGAUUGAUGGGGACGAGAUCGACGAUGAGCGGUCUGCUUCGUACUCUCAGUCGCACCGUGGAUCCGAGGACAGCCAUGCCCGCAUUGCAUCGCCUACGCCAGGCAAUAUGUCGGAGAAGGCACGGGGCAAGAUGCGCGCGACAUCGCCCCCGCCCGACGAGGGACCCGCUGGCGACGACGAUGAGCUCAUGCGCGUUGCGGCCGCUGGCAUCGGGCCAAGCGGGUACAUCCCUACACAGGAGUGGGUCACGAGCUGGCAGAAGGGUCUUCCGCUCGAUCCCGUCCUCGUGGCGAUCUCCGAGCUCCUCCCAAAGAUCCAGGACAGCCAGCCGCGUGUGGCGGGGCCUAGCUCCAAGGUCCUCAACCUCCUCAAGGAGAUUGACCUUACCGACGUGCUGCCGCCAGCCCCACCGUUCGUGCCACGCAAGUUUACGUGGUCGCCGCAGUCAUGUGUGUGGCUCACCAGCUUACUGUGGGGCGACAUAUAUGUCGCAGGAAUUGCAACUGGUGUGUGGCGCGACACCACUGUGCGGCUGUUCGGGGUCAAGCAGGCGCCUGGGUCGAAGCGCGCCGCGCAGGUGGACCGCGUACUCAAGAUGUUUGGUGUUGCGUAA
This is a messenger RNA of Cutaneotrichosporon cavernicola, 2703 nucleotides long. RefSeq lists its product as uncharacterized. Gene Ontology annotation, cellular component: membrane; Golgi trans cisterna; Golgi medial cisterna. The coding region runs from base 1 to 2703 and encodes 900 amino acids. The record is from RefSeq and is a predicted model, not a curated record. The transcript has 3 exons. NCBI's taxonomy places the organism in Eukaryota, Fungi, Basidiomycota, Tremellomycetes, Trichosporonales, Trichosporonaceae.